GGACUAACUUCCCCUGAGAAAUUAAGGGAUGAGCGUCAAUUGCAUUGUUUUGACCAAAACCAAUCGCAAUGUUGGCCUGCGAACGGAACUUGGAGAUGAAUUCAUUGUUAUUAUAGAGGCGCAGCUUGGCGGUGGGGCAACCGCAUCGGCAUCGGCGGAACCGGAACCCAGGAUGAUCAAACUGCGACCAUAUGUGCCCUCCAAGAGGAUUGCCAUACGGGACUCGUCCAUAGAUGAGGAUGCCAGCGACGAUGUUGAGGACGAGGUGUUCAUCAAGGAUGCCAGGUCGGCGAAGCGCAGCGAGGAGCAGGGCCUGAAGAGGCCCCUGAUGGCGCCGCGUCGCAAGCACAGUCCCGGAUCUGCUCCCGGUUCGGGAUCAGGAUCGACGCCCAUAAUGAAGCAGCACAGGCGGCGACGCUGCUGCCGCUGCUGCGAACCCUUCUGCUACGCCUUGGCCGCCCUAACGGUGCUCUGUGCCCUGCUCAGCCUGGCGGCCCUCAUGCUGACGCUCUUCCCGCUGCCGCUGCAGCGAAUCCGCCACUGGUGGCGCCCCGAUCCCGCCCAGCUGGCGGCCAUCUCGGGCUCCGCGGGCUCCUCGCGCAUCGCCUACGGCAGCUCGCUGGGCAGCGAGUUCGUGCCCUGCACCCAGAUCAGUGUCCAAAAGCGCUGGACGCGCAGCUUGGCGCGGAUGAACAGCGAGAGUCCGCUGCGAUCGGCCGACCUGAAUGGCGACGGGAUCAAAGACGUGGUCUUCGGCUAUGGCGUCGACGACAACAUCCACUACGAGGGCAUCCCGCUGCCCAGGUGCCAGUCCGCCCAGCAAGGCGAGGAGGUGCCCUGCGAGGGCGGAGUGGUGGCCUUGAACGGACUGGAUGGCUCCAUCCUGUGGCAAUCGUGGAGCGUGGCCAACGUCUUCUCGCUGCACUGCAGUGCGGAUGUGGACGGCGACGGGGGUACCGAUUGCGUGGCAGCUGGGAGAUUGGGGAUGAUCUACGCCAUAAAUGGCCGCACUGGCUCCGUAAUCUGGCGCUUCCGCGAAAUAGAGGUGGAGACGAACUCACCGAUCGUCAUGGAUCUGUACACGAUCAAUGUGCUGCGCGACCUGGACGGAGAUGGGGUGCCGGAGAUAAUAGCCGCCCACCUGGAGGAGCGCGAGGAGUCGAAGGCGGGGCACAUAAAGCUGAUUUCCGGCAAGACGGGCAAGGUGAUCCGGAGCAUUCCGACGCCGUAUCGCGAGGAGAUGUUUGUGCCCAUUCAGCUGCUCACGCAGGCGGACGGAACGGAGCUGCUGCUGAUCGUCACCGGGGGUCAGAACACCCCAGGUGGCAUCUACUCCCUGCGACUGCACUCCCUGAUGGCGCACACCAGUGAGAAGCACUUCACGCCGCUCCAUCGGCAACCGGGAUCGGGUCUCAUGGUGCCCGCCGUGCUGAGCGAUCUGAAUGGCGAUGGCAUCUCGGACGUGGUGGUGGCCGCCUUCAAUCGCAGUGUUUUGGCCUUCGACGGAGCCAACUACACGAUGAUGUGGAACUACACCUUCCCGGCCAGCGAGUGCGUCAGUGCCAUUGUACCGGGACUCUUCGAUCACGACAAUGUCACCGAUUUCAUGGUCAAGUACAACACGGGUCCGGGAUUUCCGGUCUACUACUACUCGCAGACCACCAUCCUGAGUGGCAAAACGGGACAACCGCUGCUCAAUGCCAUGAUGACGGAUGCAGGCGGUGCCAAUAGCCUGCUCGGUGGCGUCUCCAUUUCCCAGAGCUUCGGCGGCGACUUCUUCCUGCACUGGCAGCUGCAGUGCCGCAAUCGUCCGGAUGCCCGGGAUGCCUACGAAUUUGUGCCCGAUAGCGAUAUUAUAUUACAGGCCCGGGCCGACACCUGUCGUCUGCGGUACAACGAGUCCACGGUGCUAAAGCUCUACGGGAUUGCCAGGCACAUCGAGCCACCCGGUGCGGUUCUGUUUAGCACCGAUGAUCUGGAGGUUCAGCUGAAUCGCACACAACGACCGGCGGCGGCUGGCAAGAAGUCCCCGCUGAAGCAUCCCAAGCUGCUCAAGAAACUGCUGGCCGGCAAUCGGGAGCAAUUGCUGCGCCAGGUGGCCGCCGGAACGGAAAUGGGUAAUGGUAACAGUUUAGGCAGAGGAACUGAGCAACCGGGCAGGCGAUCAAAAGUCCAUCAUCGACAUAAUCCCUUGAUGGAACAGCAACUGCAGGAGCUACUGCCUCAGGGAGCAGAGAACGAGCUGCCCAGCUUCGGAAUGGGAGGAGGAGGAGGUUACCCCAAGGAGUUUAAGGACUACGAAGGACUGCAGCUGCCGGCAGAUGCUGCGAAUCAGCUGCGCCUGCCGGAGGAGUACGAGCUGGUGUACAACGACGAAGUGCCUCCGCUGCUGGAGCAGAGCGACCGUGAGCGGCCCAUUCACCUGCGGUCCAAGUACCCCAGUCCCGGCAGUCGCGAUGUGCGCAGCGGGUUCCUCGAGGCCACCUCCAGCACCCCAGCCACGCCCAGCACCACCGGGCAGCCAAUGUCCAACCAGUCCCCGCUCAGCCUUUGGGAUCUGGAGCUGGACAACGAGGCGCGGGAACAGGCCGUGGACGCCCAGGAGGGCAACAAGAAGCAAAGGAGGAGGCGUCGCAAGAGACGCGAAAGUGCUGCCGGAAGCACGACUGCAGCUGGCGAGGAUUCAGAGGAUUCUUCCGGAGCCGACUGGUAUUUGGCUUCCAUCUCAUCCACCGGCGUUUUGCUGAAGGCACUCGGCAAUGCCAGUUCCUCGCUGGACUUUGCCUUCGUCCUGAACAUCCGCGAAUCGGAGGCCUAUCCGCCGCUCUUCUCGCCGCAGGAUCUCAGCUGCGUGGAGGAGAAGAUCAGCGCCUACAAGAGCUACACCAUCGACAACCUGCGCGUGCUGCGCAAACAGUUCCUGAAGCAGUGCCUCAGCGAGCGUCUUGUGGACGCGGAGCCGGCCCUGCCCAAGUUCGAGUCGCAGCUGGUGGUGACCCGCAUCGGGAUCGAGUGCACCUGCCGCUCCCUGAGGCCAGGGGAGGUCUGCUCCGAGCUGGAUCCCCUGGAGUCGCAGCGCUGGACGGAGUUCAUGGGGAACUCGGGUCAUGGCUUCUAUGCCAACAACCACUAAACGCUAAUCGCCAAUCGCUGGCGGCGGUGGAGGAUUUCGCAGCGGAGGACCGGGUCCUUUUGGCCACCGACGCCGGAACAUCCCGCCAUCC
Molecule: messenger RNA, 3224 nt
Organism: Drosophila takahashii
Lineage: Eukaryota; Metazoa; Arthropoda; Insecta; Diptera; Drosophilidae
Molecular function (GO): protein binding
Source: RefSeq, a predicted model, not a curated record